Molecule: messenger RNA, 557 nt
Organism: Prorocentrum cordatum
Lineage: Eukaryota; Dinophyceae; Prorocentrales; Prorocentraceae
Source: the annotation of a GenBank genome assembly
GACAUCGCCGCCAGCAUGACUGACCAGGGCUUAUUCAGCAAAGACAUGUUCAUGACGUUAUCAUCGCAUCUCAGGGCAUGGUCAUCAGCGAUAUUGGCCGCCCACUGUAAUCAACAAGAUGUGGUGCAAGAUCAAUUGCAAGACUUCGUGUCCUGGCUGGACCGCUGCGCAGCGUCUUUGGUUCCAGAAGCAUUUGCCAAGUGGAGUUGGUCGAGCCGCCCCGGGCGCGGUGGCCAUUAUAAUCGUGUGCUCGACCGCCGCGGCGGCUUCAACCCGCACUUCCUCGUGCAGUGCUUGAUCUUCUCAUUCCACGCCCGGGGCACAGACAACAGCGGCGGCGCCAACACGUUCAGAUCUACGAUCAUGCAGGCGUUGCGCAUUCUCCCAAUCGCAUUGCAAGAUGCAGCAGAGCAGAUCAUGGCAGAUAAUUUGCUUCCCAGCGCGGCGACGUUGAGCAGGUCGCGGCUUUACCUCGACGUCGUGUGGAUGCUCGUGCACCGGGACAAGCACAGGAGCCUCAUCGCGGACGAUGCCGCCAUCUACUCCAUGAUGGACUC